Messenger RNA from Pecten maximus, 2934 nucleotides. Its product is annotated as inactive rhomboid protein 1-like. Lineage: Eukaryota; Metazoa; Mollusca; Bivalvia; Pectinida; Pectinidae. Gene Ontology annotation, molecular function: serine-type endopeptidase activity. Gene Ontology annotation, biological process: regulation of epidermal growth factor receptor signaling pathway; regulation of protein secretion. Gene Ontology annotation, cellular component: endoplasmic reticulum membrane. The record is from RefSeq and is a predicted model, not a curated record. Bases 580 to 2217 code for a protein of 545 amino acids. The transcript has 15 exons.
UUGUUGCAUUAGUCUACAUGUAGGUCAGAAGAAGACACCCUGAUGUCUUUGGAAUUUGUCUUUGGAGGUUGAAGAUUUAAACUUAUGCGUGCAUGCAAGGACCAGCAAUAAGAAUUUAGGAACUUUGAAGGCUAAGAUGGAUGCAGUUGUUCGUAAGGUGAUAGUCAGAAACAGAGCCAAGAAAUUUCUUGGGUUGGAGGAUGAAGAAUCUGUUGAAGAGCGUCGCCAGAGAUGGAAGAACCGCCGUGAACUUAUCUACCGUGGUGGUAUCGCACCAGAAAAACCUACAACUCAGGCAGAUGGAAGGGGAGCUCGUCGAUGUCGACCACAGCCCCUGAAGAAAAAGGCAGCAGUAACAACCAUAACAUGGAACAAAGCUAAGACUAUUGUGGGAGUAUUAAGAUCAAAGAAGGAAAGAAACUUGGCGUGUUCGGGAGAAGUUUUGCUCCAGUGUGUUUAGACAGAUAUGUGGAUACCAAACCAGAGUUUUCUAAGUUUAUCAAUGAGAGAUUUUAUGAUGAGUUACCACCUAGCACUACUGAUGACACAUCACAUGCAGACCGCCCCUCCUUACCAAGCAUGAGUUUUAAUGACAUGCCGAUGAGAGAUCUGUCCCCGAGUAAAAAAGAGAAGCCUGUUCCACCGGAGCCAGGGAUGAGCCGACUGUUUCGAGGGGUGGCUGAGACUGAGAAGGAGCGGCGACAAGCUCUGGUUCUUAGUAUGGAAGAGAACACAUGUGAAGCACUUAGUGGAAAUUGUUGUGGUGACGAUGAAAGAAAUGAUGAAACCAAAAGGCCAUACUUUACCUGGUUCAUCACGUUUACACAGACAGUCAUUAUGAUCACCGCUCUGGCUUUGUAUGGCGUGUCAAACUUCGGAGCUGGAGAGGUCACCAUUGAUGACUGGGUGAGAAAACCAAACAUGGCCAUUGAGUCAGUCCGACGAUCAGAGUUUGGGAAUAUAUGGCUUGGUCCAUCACAGGCUGACCUCAUACAUUUGGGAGCCAAAUACUCGCCCUGUAUGAGGAAAGACCCCAACCUUGCUCAUGUUAUGGAUCUAGAUCGUGAAGAAGAGCUAACAUCAGGUUGCUGUAUUCGUGACGACAAUACUGGCUGUGUUCAGACUGUCAAAUCCCGCUGUAGUGGUAUCCUGUCUACGUUUAUGAAGUGGAAUAAGACACACCCCAGUAAAGAUGGCUUCAUGUCUGGACCUGUGUGUGGACAAGAUCCAGCCUAUUGCAAAAAUCCAGUAUCCAAAAGUCCAUUUGAGUGGGAUAAAAAUGACAUGACACAGUGGCCUAUUUGUACAGAGACUAACAAUCCAGGCCAUCUUGGGACAGUCUCUGUCUCUCAGGAAGACAGACACAUGUCCUGUGACUUGCUUGGUCGUCCUUGUUGCCAUGGUAUCCAGGGCGAGUGUAUGAUCACAUCCCGAGAACACUGUAAAUUUCUGAAAGGAUUCUAUCAUGAGGAGGCCUUCCUGUGUUCUCAGGUUAACUGUAUGGCCGAUGUGUGUGGUAUGAUACCGUUUGUUUAUGAGGAUAGACCUGACCAGUUCGGCCGUGUGUUCUCGGCUUUCCUCCUACAUGCUGGGCUGUUCCAUCUCCUGAUCACCAUCCUGUUUCAAAUGGUUGUGAUGCGGUAUGCAGAGAAUUUGAUUGGCUGGAAGUUCAUGGCUAUUAUAUAUUGUGGCAGUGGUGCUGUGGGCAGCCUUGCUAGUUCUGUUCUACUUCCCUACCAGGUUGAGGUUGGACCUGCUGGUGCGCAGUUUGGAGUCUUAUCUGUGUUUUUGGUGGAUUUGCUUGGCCAUUAUUUGCAGCACCGACAGGAAAAGGGUAGUCGUGAUCAGAAAAAGCGCCUCUGCACAUGGCUUGCAAUUUUCGUUGUCAUCAUGUUGAUCCUGUUUUUCCUGGGACUGUUCCCCUGGUUAGAUAAUUGGGCUCAUAUGUUUGGAUUUUUCUUUGGUCUUUUGAUGUCCACGAUUCUGGUCGAGGACUUUGGCAUGCAAGUAAAUUUUAUGAAACGUUGGGUUGUAGUUUUGGUUUCUUCCAUUCUUGCAUUACUUAUGAUAGUAAUGCUCAUUAUCAUAUUCUAUGUGGUGCCUAUUACUGAGGGUGAUGUCAUCUCUUACUUCAACUGUAUCCCGAUCACUAAAACCUUCUGUAAAAACAUGGAUGUGAGUAUCAACCGAGGCUCCACGUAUACUGCCCUGCUCUAAGUGCCUUUUACUGUUUCAGCAGAAUUCAUAGGACUUCAAUAUAUUCUCUAUUAAUUAUAAAUAAUUGUACUUUAAAAUAGGACAGCUGUUUAAUAAGAAUAUUUCAGUCUUUUUGAGAUGUUUUUAUUUAAUAGGGGCUAUUCAAAUUGCCUUUCGUCUGUGGUCCAUAGUCGGUCCGUCCAUAAUGUUCUUCACGGAUCUUUCUCAAAUUUCACCCGUUUUUGGUCCAUAGUUAUACAUGUUCCAUAUUAAGACUGAUGAGAAAACAAGAUGGCCGACAGGUGGCCAUUUUGAAUUUUGACACUUGAAGUUUGUUAACGUUAUGUCACAGAAAGUUCUUCAUAGAUCUUUCUCAAAGUUCAACUGUAGGUUCCCCUUGGUCCCUACUUGUGCAUGUUCCAUAUGGAGUUGUUAUGGAUAUUUCUUGAAUUUCAUUUAAAUUCCUCUAGUAUUAGUUAAAGUUUGUUAACCCUAUUUCAUUCCAUUGUCAAUUUUCCAAAUGAUUAAGAGGAAGAAGAGAAAAGUAGGGAAAAGAUUGUUAGGGAAAAGAUCAGUCUUACAAAGAUCCAAUAAAACCUUUUUCAAAUGUGGGCACCAAGAUCCCUCUGGGACGUAUUGUUAAAACUUGAUUUCUAAUAAAUUGAUGUCAUGGAUUGUGAUCUAAUGGAAUGUAAUUGAUCUGCUGUAGAAAUGUGAUUCAUUUAUCUGUUGUAAUAU